This is a messenger RNA of Amyelois transitella, 2128 nucleotides long. RefSeq names its product WAS/WASL-interacting protein family member 3. The record is from RefSeq and is a predicted model, not a curated record. The transcript is spliced from 8 exons. Gene Ontology annotation, molecular function: actin binding. NCBI's taxonomy places the organism in Eukaryota, Metazoa, Arthropoda, Insecta, Lepidoptera, Pyralidae. Bases 499 to 2064 code for a protein of 521 amino acids.
UGUCAGUGUGACAGCUGAUAGUCGGCCAUAUUUGUCUCACAAUUAUUUCAUUUCGUUCUUCGUUAGUUGAUAAUCAAGCUUUCUUUAGGAGUUUUUAGUUGUUGAAAUCUGUGAAUUUACUUAUUUUUAAGAAACAUUUCACAUCUAGAAACAAUCACCUGUGCUAAUUGUCAGAGGUUGACGAUAGUCACAAUGUCAAUAAUGAGGUGAUAGCAGUAACAAUCGUUUCUAGUGCCUACGUACUUCCUACAAUGAUUAAUCUUUUGGGGCAAGGUUCUUCAGUAUUUUGAGUAAAUUAGUACGAAUCGGCGUGACGUAUCGAACGCUGUAUGUUGUCAUCACGUGCCAGUGUAAACGCGAAGGCUCUCAGUGAAGGUUCUAAGGGUCGUAGUGCGUUCAAUUAUCGUGUACACAUAUUGCCGUAAAAGUGAUUUAGUUCAUUAAUUUGCAUCCUAUGGCCCUUGGUAGCAGUGUAGACCGUUCAUAAAGCCUAUAACAAUGGGUCCUAAGCCGCCUCCACCUCCAGGGCCUCCCCCGCCGCCAGGACCACCGCCUCCUCCGGUUUUUAGUGGAAAUUCGAAAACAUCUUCGUCAGAUAAUCGUGGUGCCUUGUUAAAAGAUAUAAGACAGGGUGCGAAAUUAAAAAAGACUGUUACUGUGGAUAAAAGUGGACCAUAUAUACCAGGGAAGGUGUCAAAUGUGUCAAACAGUGGUUCAGCAGUUGGAAAUGGUGUGCGGAGUGCAGCUCCCAUGCUGAAUGGUGGUGGUGGGCCGCCGGGACUUGGAGGACUGUUUGCAGGGGGGAUGCCAAAGUUGAGGCCCACUGGGAAAUUGACAGGCACCACGCCAAACGGGGUGAAAAGCGACGCGCCCCGCUACCCCCCGCCGCAGCAGCCCCCACAACCGCCGCAACCUCACAAGUUCUCCCCAGAGAGGUUCAGGCCUGGUAUCCCACCAGCUCCGCCGGGCAAUGUCAGCAGUCUCUCAGCGGCGUUGUCUGAAGCCAUGGCGGCCAGGGAACCUCCCUCCAGGGAACCUCCCGCCAGGCCCCCGGUUAAACGACAGCCAAGUGAUAUAAGGACAAGGGGGCCGCCGCCGCAGCCGCCCGUGCAGAAGUCACCGAUGCCUUUGAGCUCAUCAGACUCGGUGUUGACCGGUGGUUCGAUAUCCGAUCGCAUCACCAGCUUACACCAGCAGCAAUCUGAGCAAGCGAUACCGCAGCAUGUGGUCAGCACGCUGCAUAGAAACAAGAGCUCCUUACACUCUGCCGGCCAGGGGGCGCUUGGUGGCAGUAUGACGUCACUAUCCUCCGCGCCCCCCACCCCCACUCCGGCGCCGUCACUAUCCGCCUCGGACCUUUCGGAGCGGCCUCGACUCAGCUACGGAAAGCCCAACUUGGCUCCGAAGCCCCCAGCGUUGGCCGCGUCGCCAGUCACUGAGAAACCUUCGCCGCCGUUGAAGAAACUCAUGAUAAACGGGAAGGUAGCCUCCAGGACGCAGAGCAUGAGGGUGCCAAGAUCGCCUCCCGUGUCCCCGCCCUCCCCCCAGCCGGGCGGUAUGACGUCGCGCGGUAAUCUGCCGCCGACGCCUGUGCAUCCUCCCAUCGGCACAAAAGUACCCGCAAGUCAUUUCGGCACCCUCCGCGCGCCGCGUGGCCUGCGUCCACCGGGCGUGUCCCCCCCUCCCCCUCCGCCGGGCGCGCCCCCUCCCCCUCCUCCGGGCGCGCCGCCGCCGCCCCCCCCGCCGCCCGCGCGCAACCAAUCGCUGGCCGCGCCGCCGCCGCCUCCGCCGCACCACAGGCAGAACAGUAUCCAAAGCAUGAACGGCGAGGAGGCGGCCCCCGCGCCGCCCGCGCGCGGCUCGUCCAUGUCGGGGCGGCUGGAGCUGGAGGCGCGGUUCGCGGAGCUGUUCCACCCGCCCGCCCGGUUCCCGCCGCCGGACCCCUUCCUCAGGAUCACUAAGGGGUACAGCAGCACCUCCGUCGCUGCGAGCAAGGCGCAGGCGCCGCCGCCGCCCCUGCGCGUGCCGCUGACGGGCUGGUCGGGCACGUCGUCGGCGUGCUAGCGCGCGGCGGGGGCGCGCGCCCCCUGCCCCUCGCCCUCCCCCGCGCCCGGCCCCGCGCCCGCCG